This is a messenger RNA of Chrysoperla carnea, 6120 nucleotides long. RefSeq lists its product as uncharacterized. The transcript has 7 exons. Lineage: Eukaryota; Metazoa; Arthropoda; Insecta; Neuroptera; Chrysopidae. The coding region runs from base 312 to 4796 and encodes 1494 amino acids. The record is from RefSeq and is a predicted model, not a curated record.
CACUAAAAAAAGACAGAGAACAAAAACAUUUAUCCAAAAAAAAAAAUACACACAAGAGAGUGGUGAUGACGUAUAAGUGGAUUCAACAAAACAUCAAACUAUUUUCAAAUACGGCAUGAUAUGCCAUUCUUAAAAGAAAAAACACAAGUAAAAAAAAAGACAGAUAAUAGAUUCCAAUAAACAAACACACAAAGGAAAAACCAUAUCUUCUGAUGCAUCAUAAAUUAUAUGACAAAAUAGUGUGGGACUAUGUGAUAGUGUGUAGGCGGCAUUAUAAUAUUUUAAUUCGUUAAUGUUCGCAUUUAUUCGGAAUGUCCAUGGAUGAUAUUGGAGGUGUUACGUCAUCAUCAUCACCAACAACAACAACAACAAAAAUAAGUACAGCAGAAACGAAUGGAGCAGCAAAACCACAAGAAAAUGAUACAAAUGAAGAACAAUUUGAUAUAAUUAGUCCGUCUGUGAACAACAACAACGAUAUUGCUACAAGUACUACUGCUACGACAAUUGUGAAACCACGAACAGUAUCCUUCAAUCGAGAUGUCCACGUUAAACGAAUUGAAUUACGUGAAUCACCAGACGUAGUACCAGCAUUAACAGGCGUUGUUGGACCAAGCCUUGGACAAUCAAAUGAAAAAGAAAAUACAAGUGGCACACGAUUAUUUGCAUUGCCAGUACGUCGAGAGAAAUUAGGCCAUUUAUCGCGUAAGCAGUUAGCAGAGGAGGCUGCUAAAGUAUUAAAACAAGCCGACAGUGUACAUUGUGUGUCAAAUCGAACUGGAUCAUUCCCAGAAAAAUUCUAUUCAUUACCAUCACGUAAAAAGAAUAAUCGUUAUUACCAAAACGAAUCACCAAAUUCAUCGACCGAACGAAAAUUAACAAGACGACGUCGUAGUGAAGAAUUAGGUUCAACAACAUCAAUUAUCUUACCAGAAGCACCAAAAAAACCACCGCGAACAUUUUUAACGCGUUCAGUGAGUGACGUUAGUGCUAAAAAUUCCAAUAAAAAUAAUCAAAAAGAUCAACCCGCGCGUCCUAAACGUUCAAAAAAGAAUCCGCUAAAAAAUUUAUUUAAAAAAACUACUAAAGUAAAACGUAGCAAAAGUGAUGUUUCGGAUGAUAAAAAUAAAAAACAAACGAAUAUAAAUCGUAGUCAUAGUGAUGUUUCAGAUAAAAAGCCAGUGUUACGAAAACGAUCCGGGUCUUUAACAGAUGAAAAUUUAAUAUUAUCAUCGAAAAAAUCACAGUUAUCACCGAUUAUAGAAGCAUCACCAAACGUAGAGCAUUCAUCGCUAAGAUCUCCAGAUUAUUUUAGUGUUAAACCGGUAACCUCUACACCUGUUAGUUCUAGUGAUAAAGAAAAUCAAAAACCCGCUUCAAAUAAUAUUGAAUUAAUUAAACCACCAGAACGUAAAAAAUGGAAAAAACAAUCACCAGAAAUCAAAUUAAAUGAUCCUCCCAGUUGGCAAAAGGAUCAACCUCAAUCGAUUGUGAUAAUUGAUGUUGAUAAUGCUGAAACAUUAACCUCACGAAAAAAUCCAUUACGAAAAUCAUUCGAAGAUCGUUUAAAAUCGAUCACGAAACGGAAUAAGAAAAAAGAGGAUAUUGAUGAAGUUGAUAAUAAGAAUUCAAUACAAAAAUUAAAAGAGAAAUUCGAGGAAGAAAUUCUAAAACAAUCAUCACCAGAGAUGAUUCAUAGUAGUCAAAAACCAGUGGAUCGUUUACCAUUAACCCGUGGUCACACGGUUGACCACAUGGUGAAACGUUUAAGUCAUGAACAAACACGUUUUUCACCGCCACCAAAAACACCAAAUGUUCUAAUCACACCAAAAAUUGGUAUCAAUCAUAAUAAUAAUUUACCAUUUAGCUAUACGAAACCAAGUGUCAGUCCAAUUUCGGACACAGAAAUCAAUAACCGUCGUAAUUCUUUAAGUCCAGAACGAGAGUACCAAAGUUCGUAUCGAUAUGAAACACGUAGUCCUGUAUACAGUCCCAAAAAUGAUAAAACACCAAAUGGACAAAUUAUUUACGCCCAAGUGGUUUGUGGAACACCAGAAUCUAAGCAAACAAUACAUCGAACAUACGAUCAGAAAACAAAAUUAUUCACACCAAAUUCGGAUUCAGACGAAGGUUUAGGUUAUGAAGAAUAUGGAAAAAAUCGUUUAGAAUCUAAAAAUAAUUCUUUUAACGAUGAUUUACCAAUAUCGCCCAAAUAUAAUCAAAAUGGUGGAUUCACAACCACGAAACGGGAAUAUACUUCCAAUUUUAUGGAUACGACAAUCUUACGUGGACGAGCGGAUGGUAUGGAUACCGUAAAACGACGUGAAAGUUUAACCGAGCUAUUGAACAAUGACAAUUCAAAAAUAAAUGAACGAAAUGAUUUAAGCUCACGUCGAGAACUCUUAGAAUCCCGAAUUAAUUCCCGAAAUAAGUUGUUUGAAACAAAAUCGAAAUAUUUGAAAAAUGGAAGUUCACCUCCGCUUACAAAUGGUACGGGAUAUGUGGAGAAAUUUACCAGUGAGUCAUAUUUAGACGAACAUGGUGAUAGAGUUACGAAUGAGACUCAUACAACGGAGAAAAUUAUUGGAAAUAAUCGUUUUACGGAAAAUUAUCAAAAUAAUAAAAUCAUAAAGGAAUUCCAUAAAUCAAAUCCUGAGUUAAUCGCCCAAAAACGUUAUGAGGAUGUUUUAGAGCGAAGAAAUCAUCGAACUGUUGAGAAUUCAAGUUAUCAUGAUUCACUGAAACGCAAUAAAGCUAAUAAAUAUGAUGUACAAGUUACGAAAGAUAAAUUUGUUGAUGAUUCUGGCAUUGAAAAUGAUUUUCGUCGUGAUUCUGAACGUCGAAAUCAUCAUAAUCAACGUCAUCGUAACGAUUCCGAAGAUGAAGGUUUCCAAAGUUCUUUAUUAAUUGCGGUCGAAAAACAACAUACAGAAGACAAUCAUCGAAAGUAUAUUACAAAUGAAUAUCACCAUCAAAAUUAUCAUCAUAAAACCACAAUUACUCCUUAUACAAAUGGUCGAAAAGAUUAUGAUGAUUCGGACAUCGGUCUACGUGAUUUAGAUGAUUCAGAUCGUGAUAUUCCUAAAUAUAAAACAGAAACUUUACAACGGAAUCAUAAAAAACAAACAGAAUAUGUCCCUAGAGAACGAAGUAUUGAUGAUGGUUCACAUUAUGAUCCCCGAAUUGAUAAGGAUUUGGAUAAAAAUGGAAAGAAAAUUGAUACGAAACCACCAAAGGGUGAAAAGAAAAUUAGCAGUUUAGAUAAGGUGAAGAAUUUAUUUUCAAGUAAAAAAACAAAAGAAAAACGUGCCGCCAAAGCUGUAAACGAUCAAUUAAUGGUUGAUGAGCAAGAGAUGCGUGCACGUUAUAGUGAAUAUAAAGGCAGUAAAGAAAACCUCGAUAAUAAACAGGAAGUUGAUUAUAGCAAACGUAAAAAAUUAACUACACCUCGUUCUAGUCGAAGUCCAACACCGGAACGUUUAACAAAUACGUUAACACGUUCAUCUAAGCAUCAACAAUUGAAUAAGCAACAAUCGCCUCCACCAGCAUCAAACUCAUCAAACAAUUGGUUUAAAUCGUUAGAUCGAAUUACACGAAAAAAUAAAAAAUCAAAUUUGGUUGUGCAAUCGGAUAUCUCAAAAAUUUCUGAAACAGAAGUAUCAGAUCCAGAUUCAACAUCACCACAAAAACCACAAAAAAAUUUACGAUUUUUCGGUGACACCGAUGCUGAAUCCAAUAACGAUAGUAUACGUCAAAAGGGCACUUCUUACAAACAGCGAUCAUCGUUAAAUCAUAACAAUACGUCAACGCUAACGCGCACAUCACCACAUCGAAAUUUAACUGAUAUCGAUGAACAAAUCGUUGAUAGGAAGGAUAAAACAAAGUUAUCUGGUAAACCACCAGUAUCACCAUACGAGCCACGUAUAUUACGUGGUCAUUCACGUAAUGGUCAUACAUCAGAUACAUUGGAUGGAAGACGACGUGCUGGAAGUGAUUCAACGCUAAAACGUUUAAAACGUAACGAUAGUUUACUGGAAUCGAGUGAAGGCGAUAGCAGUCAGCAGUCCCAACGAAGUGUAGUUUAUUUACAUGCAGCAACAGUUGGAGAUAUACCAGGACCUGGUGAUUUUGCACGACGACGAGGAGCAUCUCGCGAAGAACUAAGUUCAAUAGCAUCAUCUCGCGUUGUAACACCCCAAGUAAAAACUCUAUCACGUUCAUUCUCCGUACUAGCACCAUGGAAACCACGACAUUAUCGUGAAAGCUACAAUAUCGAUUAUUCCCAACAACCAGUUCAACCCCGUUCAAAAUCAUCCACAUCAACAGUAAAAUCUAAAAUCGAUGCAAAAAAUUCACGUAAUGGUACUUCAUCAACUUUAAAUCGACGCAGUAAAUCAAAAGAUAAUGUCUCAACAUUAAGUCGAAAAUCUCAGUCACGUGAUAAUGUAUCUAAGUCAAAGGAUGACAUUUCAUCAAAUCGUAGUACAUCAACGUUGAAUCGUAAAUCCAAAAGUACUGAAUUUAAUGAACGAAAAUCACGAUCCAAAGAUAAUUUAGCAUCAUCCACACUAAAUCGUCGUGCAAAAGAUGGAUCAGAUGGUUCUAUGUAUAAGAAAAACGAGAAAACUGCUUCUUCACGUGACAAUAAGAAAAGUAUGUCCUUGGAAUCUUUGGGAAGUAAUAGACGAAAUAGCAGCAGUGAUAAGGAGAAAGAAAAACGUGAUCGAGUAUCACGAUCUGUAUCAAUGCCAAAAGAAAAAUCAGCUGGAUGGUUUAGCAAGAAAUCUUCCAAAAAAUAAACUAACCUCUAUAAUAGAAAAAGUCUUUUAAGAUGAUUGCAAAAGUGUUGACGUUAGUGAGACCAAAAAAGAUAACUUUUAAUAUAUUUUCUAUCUUCCUUUUUAACUCGCACUGUCGUUCUAAACGUCACGCUUAAGUAGUCUUUAUUUUAUUUGAUAAGUUUUUAAGACAUUUUUGGAGGAGGCUAUUAAAAUAAAGCUAAUAUUUCUUCUAGAAGAAAAAAAGUAGAAUAAGCUCCGGUGAUUGAAAACGAUUAUGAUAAAAUUGAAUUUUUAGUUUCGGAAACUCAAAAAAGUCAGGGGGAGACCUUCCAAUCAGACAUGCUUCGGGACCAAAUCUAUGAUGGAACACAUUUUGCUUCUCCUAGACUCUCUUUCGAUCCGGUUUGGACGAUUCGUCUAUACCACUAGAAAGAAGCCAGACGGAAAAAAAGUUUAUAGCAUUUUUGAAUCACCUUUAGCUUAAGGAUACUCAAACAUGGUCCGGGCCAAGUCUAUGAUGAAAUUUUGCCUCUCCUGGAUGCUUUUUUGAUCUGGAUGGAUCUUCACCACUCGUGUUUAUUUUUGAUUAUCGAUUUUUUCAAAACGAGUUACUGCGAGAAAAGAGAAAAAGUUAUUUCUGCGUUUUUCUUUUAAAUUAAAAAUUCCUGGUAGUUUUCGGAAAUUUAGAAAAUAGAUCAACAUUAUUUGCAAAUCCUCUUGAUUUAUUUCAGAACUUGGACUAGAUUGAUCUAAGAAUCGAAAUUAAAUUCGGUUUUGGAAUUAAGGUAGGCCUCGUUAUGGCAAAAACUUUCAAGCCAUUCCGAAAAAAUGUCUUAGCGUACACAAACACAGUGCCAUUUACAUUUGAAAUUCUCUCUUUAAAUUUUUUUAAAUUUAAAUUUAGAGACGAAUGGAAAAAAAAACCUUAAAACAAAGGAAAUGUUGUUCCUGGCAAAAAAAAAACUAUCAAAUAAAUAUAUUUUUUAAUAAUUUUAUCCCAAAUAACAAAAUAAAAUCCAGUAGUCAUGAUAAAUUUUCGUAAGUUCUAUGUAAAUAAUGUAAAACCAUUUUAUCUUUUUAAAACGUUGAAAAUUUAUUUAACUUCGAAUACUUUUCCACUUUCUUUUAAUUAAACUAAAUUUAGAAAAUAAGAUUCGAUAAUUAUGUAGUCAAAAUAUAGAGUUAUUAGAUUGUUAAUUAGCAUUCCAUUAAAUAAAACAGAGAUAAAUGAUCCAGAAUUUUAUGCUAAAACAAUACAAAACGGUGCUAAUUUUGUUUUCUGGUUUUGCCUUUUAUUUCCAGUACUUAAUAUAUAUUUGUUUUAUUCUUACCAAUUAAAAAC